UUAAAUAAUAUUAGACCAGAUUUAGUCAUUUUACAUAAAUUUUAGAUAAAUUUGGAGUCCUUCAGCUGCAGUCAGAAUCGUUACAGAAGUUCUUCCUGCUCACCACAGCAAACAUUUACUUCAUAAUUAAUGACGUAAAUCCUCAGAUUAAACAGCGUUUGAACGGCAGGACGUCCAGACUUGGUUCUCCACACAGUUUCUGAGGUUGUUGCGUAGCUUCUUGCAGACGUCUGGACUUUCUGGCAGCAGCUGGUAGAUUUUGGCUCCUCAGCAGCUGAACAGUGAUGAAACAAACCUCUGAGGAUUUUAUUUUCUCUGUUUUUAUGUGAAGCGAUUAAACGCCUGUCAGACACUCUGAUAACAUAUCUGUCUCUCUGUUCUCUCCAACAUCUCCAUGAUUCUGUGGAACCAGCAGCUCUGAAGCCAGCCGGCAGCGAAGGUGAGUUGUGUCACGCCGACAGUCUGGGUUCAGCAGGCAGCAGCAGCACUUUGGCUUCAUCCGUCAUUGAGGUGGAAACCGAACGAGAUGAACCGAUGCCACAGCUGAGGAUCAGCCGAGAGGAAGAGGAAGAGGAGGAAGAGGAGUUGACGCCCCUCAGCCCUCCUCCCACUCUGUCCAUCACUGAGGAGAUCCUGGAGUUCAUCAACCAGAGCAGAGCCAGAGAAGGUUUCACUGCCAUCCACAGCGAUGCCACGGAUCAGCCCAAAGAGAGCCAGUCUCCAUCUACCCAGACCAACUUCACCUGCCCCCUACCCCCAGUCACCUGCCCCUCCAGCCCAGAACAAACUCCCGCAAUGCAACGGCAGCAGGAACCAGCAGAGGUGGAGGCUGAUUCAACUCCUCAAAGUCAAACGGCUGAAAAUGAGGCAAACAACAUCCAAGAAGUUCCAGAAGCAACAAGUCAAGCUGAAAAGGAAGCUGAGGUGAUGCAAGAAGAAGAAGAAGAAAUAGUGGAAGAAGAUAAACAAGAGACGAAAGCAAGUGUAGAUGAAGACGAACCCCCAACAUCAGAUCUUCAUCCCUCCAUCUCUGCAGAGGUGGAAGCAGAGGACAGUACUCCCAGGGAAGGGGCGAACACCGAUUGCUCCCCAGAUCCAGAUCAUCUUCAUCAGCCCGUCCAGACCCGGCAGCCACCAACAAGGAGCUCCAACCUCACCAAGCGAGACAAGAAGAUCAUCGAAAAGAUCCGGAGCUACUACGAAGCAGCAGCCGAGGCCGAAGAGGAUGACGAGGCAGAGGAGGAAGAAGAGCUCGGGGAAGGAGUGGCGUCCAGAAGGAGGAACAGUUUCUCUCAGAUCCCCUCUGGUUUGGUGAGGGAGUCGGUGUCUCGCUUCGAUGUGGGUGGACCCCAGGAGGAGCCGGAGACUGGGGGGUCCACAUGUGAGGCAACUGACACAUUGGAUGAGGAACCCUGUUCCUCCACCAGUCCCACAUCUCCCACAACACCGAACACAGCAGAUCUAGGAGGGGAUGGACCAGCUGAUAAACCAAUAACCUGCCCAGAUUUUGAUGCAGUCGAGUUUACUGUGAUGCAAGAUGAGGAGACCAAAAACCAAGAGGGUUCGAAUCAAGAGUCAAACCGAGACAGGCCCAUCGUAGAUGAGAUUCAGGAUGAGGAUGAAAACAUCUACAAAAGGUCAUCAGAGGAAGGACUCAAGGAAAGACCGGAAGAGACGACGAGUGUUUCUGGGGAACAGGAAGGUCCAUCUGUUACCAGACAGGCCAAAGAUGAAGCAACUGAAACUAGUGCUGGAACCCAACCACUUAUGAAUGGGUAUGAACCUAAUCUAGCAGAACCAAACACAACCCACAAAGAACCCUCUAAGCAAACUGCAGAACAGUGCCAAAAACCUGACACCAAAACCCAGUCCAUUUGGAUUGAAACCAAAAACAGAGACCUGGCUAAGACCAGUGGGAACCUCAAGGGUCUUCCCAGUCAGAUAAAAGUGGGCCGGUGGUCCCGUCACUCCAGGAUCGUCACUGCUAACCGGGCUUUGUUUGAGAACAUGGGAUCGGAUGUAGCCGGUAUCGGGUUGUUUGAGGCGAACCCUACAGUGGAUCCUGUACUGAUAGAAAACUCAGAGCGAAUUCUAAGCAAAGUUCAAACUUUGGCGCGGAUGUACAGUGCCAAAGCCAGCACUAUGAAGGUCCCGCUGCAUCAUAAGCGGGCCAGUACUGUAUUCAACCAAUCGUGGGUCUCGACCAGACUGUCCGGACUCUCGGCUCAGAGUCAAACUAAGCACCACCAGCUCCAAACACAAAUCGGUCAAUCAGAGAAUAAAUGUGGAACCCAAACUCAUUCUGAGACCAAAGUUCAGAACCAAACUGUAACGCAGCUGUCGAGGAUCCAAACUAAAACCCAGAACCAAACCGGAACUUACAGCCAAACUCAAACUACAGGUCGGGAGGGCCAAAAGAUCCACGAAGAGAAGACGAUAAAGAGAGCCGAGAGCCUGCCAUGUGAUAUCCAGGAGUUGGUGAUGGCGCCCUGUGAGCCUCUGCUGUUUGGUCACGUGGUCGUCAAAGAACAACUGAUGCCAGCCUGUCACCAGCAGACCAAUGGAUUCACCCUGUCCAGGCCCAGAGACUUCAUCUCCGCUUUGACCAGAGACUCCAUCGUGGAAAUGUUCCACACCUCCACGACACUCUGGGAGAAUCCAUCCACUGAAACAUUCUCAACUUCCGCAGCAUCCAUUCAUUCCAUCAGAAUAGAACCUGAAGAUCAGAGCACCAGUUUGUGCUCUUCAGCCAGUGGCGACCUCCUGACGUCAAAUCAAAACGUGUUUUCAUUUACCGAAGAGAAACCGAAAACUGAGCGGUUGGAGCAGAAUCCUGUACUUCCUGUUUACUCAUCCGGAGAAGAUCCAACAUCUGCCGACGUCGCUAAAGAGCCAAAGAAUCCUCAGCGGAAACAAGAUGAGCAACAAGCAGCAGCUGCACAACAAGAGCAGAAGAUUCCCAAAGAUGUGAGAGUCUGUGCCGGAGAGAUCCAGAUCCAGGCGGAGGACUGGACCUCCAUGACGCCUCGCCCAGCGCCGGGCCGAGUGCAGCCCCAGAACGAGGCUCCUCUCUGGGCAGAGGGAGCCGCCUCGGCCCCCGGAAGGCCGAAGACAGACGAGCCUCCGAGCCACACGUCAGAUGAUCUGAACGAGUCUUCGAGGUUCAACAAGCUGCAGACGGAUGAUGAGCUUCUUCCUCCAGCAUCCCAGGAGGUCGCAGAAACCAGCACAACCAGAGAGGUUCAGAUCCCAGAAUCACAUCCUGCCCCGACUCGACCUCCAUCGGUACCGUCAGUAGAUCUUCUCCCAACGUUCACCAGCCAGAGACCCACAGAUCUGCCGACGGCUCUGAGCCAACGGGCUUCAUGUGAAUCCUGGAGCAUCGACUGUGACCUCAGGAAACCAGAAGAUCCGAUCCUGGUGGAGAGACCUAGACCAGCCACCGCCACCCCAGAUCGGGACCUCGCCGUUGCCCCCUCAGCCUUCAAGCCGAGCCUCCGACAACGUUCCCCGUCUCCUGUCAGAGCCGCCUCCUCCCCUCAUCCACCUUCCUCUUCUGUCCGAGCACCUCCCUGCUCCUCACCCUUCAGGGUUAUCCCAGCAUCCUCUCCCACCCCUGUAUCUCAAGGAGGCUACUCCAUCUCCAAGGCUCUGUCCUGUUUGUCUCCAACUCCUUCUGGCAGGGUUUCUUCCAUAAGAGCUCCACCUGCCUCGUCUCCAACAAGAUCAUCAAUAACCGGGCCUCCAUCCUCCCCGACAUCAUCCUCCCUCCGCUCUCCUCCAUGCUCCUCCCCUGUCGCCUCUUCCUCGGCGUUUACCAGAUCCUUAGCCGCUUCCUGCAUCAGCCAGUCCAUCAGUCAGAGCAUGGCAAAGAACAACACCACAGCACGCCAACAAGCCACGCCCACAAAUCAUCUACGACAGCGCUCCCCUUCACCAAACCUCACUCCCAGUCAACAGGGCUCCACCACACCUGCUUAUGCCCAGUUAGGGUGCACUAAAGAUGGGUACCAACAUCCAAGGUGUCUUUCCCAGCGUUCUCCUUCCCCAUCUAUGGUCAAUCACCAGCCUCCUUACUCUUCUUCCUCCACACCUCGUGCAUCAUUCCUUCACUCCAAAAUUGAUCAUAAUACAAACAACAACAACAACGUAGCAGGUUCAACCACAGUGAUCAAUGGUGCUGUCAGUAAUGGCGGUUGGCCAGUAAGUCCACAGAAGACGUCACAAACCCAUGAUCCUCUCUGGUUGGGGUCGCACAACCGCGUAGCUCGGCCUUUUUCUGCAUCAGAACCCAGCUCCCGAGUCCAAUCCCCGUCACCCUCCCCGACCCCGGCCUCCUUUAUUCGCAUCUGCUCUCCACCCCCACAGCAUAAUUAUUCCUCACCCAUGGCGAACAAACCUCCCCACCCGAGGAGCUCGAGAGUAGGCAGCUCCUAUAACCCACUCGGCCUCACUUUAGAGCUACCCAGGCCCUCCUCAUCCUGUCUGAGCCCUCGGAUCCUCUCUCCACCUCCUAUUGGUGUGUCAGUGAAUGUCUGGGCCAAUAACGUUGCAGCACCUCAGCCUAGAAACCCUCGAUAUGCUUCCUGCUCCCCCUCUCCUUCCUAUUCCUCCAUGCUAGGCUCACCUACACUGGACACUGCCUCUUCUUCUUUUGUUCCUCGGAGUAGUUCCAGAGCUUCUUCCCCUUCUGGAUCCUGUCCUCCUUCCUCCCAAAGCCUCCGGAGGUCGUUCUCCUCUGGAUUGGCAGACAGUCCUUCAAGCCCAGCCUGGGCCAAUGCGAGUGGACUACGUCGGUCUUGGGCGGAGGGCAGCCGAAGGUCCUUUGGUUUCAGUGGCCGAAGUUCCUUUGACCAGCAGGAAUCCUGUCCGAUAAGUCCAAGGAGUGGGUGGUCCUCCUACAGCAGCUCACCGUCCUGUCUCAGCCCUCGAGCUGGCCUUCAAUCCCCAAUCUCGCCUAGCAGGUUCACCACAGGUAAAGGCAACCUCGGUGGGCAGCAUUUCACCAGCGUGCCCUGGCCAGAUGUGCGUGAGCUUUCCAACAAAUAUAAAGGAACUGAUAGCCCUGAUACAAGUGCUACUUCCACCGUUGUUGCCUCUGCUCCUGUUCCAAUCUUCCCUCUAUCCCACACCAUCCUCACCUCGCCUGGUCCAUCAGAAUGGGGAGAUGCAGAGCUGGAGGAGGGUCACUGUCGCAGUCAGCUGAUCUGCGCCUAUGUUGCUCGACCCUCUCGUGAACAAAAUGCCCCAUCCUCAGGAAUUACCUCCCCUCUGCCCACCACCUACCAGCACCACCAAUCCCAAGUCAAACCACAGCCUCAGGUCGAAAUCAUCGCCACAGCACCUCCCCCAUCCUCAGUCCCAUCCACGUUUACCUUAACACCAUCAACAUUACCCUUCUCCCAUUCAUCUCCUACCAAACAGGGGAACCAGAAGGCCAGUUACGCCACAACGGUGAAUCUCCAGAUUGCUGGAAGUGGUCGAAUAACCUCCUUCAGCACCGCCCAAGUUAGCCUGACCCAAACCCUGCAGGGAGGAGCCGGAGCUGGAGGACCAGGACAGGGGCAGGUGGCAAGGAGAGUGAGCAUCAACGGACUUUCACGUCUUCCUCUUCCUCAGAACUGUAACAGGCUAUGAAAGAGUAAGAGGAAUCCUUCAUUCAUGGCCAUACAAAACAAGAAGGGACAAAAGGGAAGGUGGGCACCUUAAUAAUGAGACACAAAGAAAGCACCAGAAGUGGGUCCUGGUUAGCAGUCCAGACCUUUAGGACUUACUCCCUCACUGGAUGAGAACAAUGACCUUCUCCAUCAUGUUGAAAACAAGUCCUAAGUGCUUCAAGAGAAGGCCCCAUGAUUUGUUUUUAGUUCUGAAAGAUGUUUUCUCUUUAAAAACCUUCCUCCAUUCCAACAGUCUAGUGGGGGGUUCCAGGGAUUUAUUCUCAUCCCCAACUUGCUCAAAGACUUGCAGGAAUCAAGACCCCUUUACCACCCAAGACGACUCACAGCUCAUUGAUAACCCAAAACUCACACAAAUCAAGCCUCAGUAUUGACCUGAGACUUACAUGAAUCAAGACUUGUUAAUGGCCCAGAAUUCACAUGACUCAAGACAUGAAGACUCGUGGAUCUGCCUGGGGAGGGAUGACUGUUCGGGCAGUUUCACCUCCAUUCAUGGCUUGUUUCAUGAGAAUCUCGGGACGCUCAUGAGUCUAAAUUUAUGAGCCUUUGGUCAUUGUCAAGCCAAGCCUAGAUUUCUGUGAAUCUUGCGUUGCUAAUGGGACUUGAUUUAUGCAAGUUUUGGGUGGUAGACUGGCCUGGCUUCAUGUGAAACUGACGAGCCAAAAUUCAUAUGAUUCUUGGGUCAUUUGUAAGCCCUGAUUCAUGGAAAUGUAGAUUUGUUGAUGGGACUUGGUUCAUGUAGGCUUUGUUUUCAAGUCAUGGACCAGUUUUGAUCCAUGUCAGCCUUGGCUAAUUAUGGAACCUCAUUCAUGUGAGCCUUGGGUAGCUGGUAAGUCUUAAUGCAUAUGAAUCUGUUAUCCAGACUUCAUUCAUGUGAUUACAGGGUCACUGAUAAGCCGAGAUUCAUGUGAGUGUUGGGUAGUUGGAAGGACCUGAUUUUGACAAACCUCUUGAUCCAUGCGGGCCUUAGUCCAUGGACAAGCUUUGACCAGUGUGGGUCUUUAACAGGCCUUGUGAGUAUCGGGCUGUUACCCAGACUUUUCUUUUUCAGAUGAUUCUUGGUUCUUUAAAGAGCCCCAGCUCAUGUGAAUUGGGGGUGAGAAUAGACGCCUGUACCUCCCCACCAGUCAGUUAGAACUGAAGAAGACUUUUGGACGAAGGUGUGACAUCCUCAAGAACCAAAAAGACAACUCUAGCUGUCUUCUAUUGAAACUUUAAGGAUUAUUGUGAGAAUCUAUACUGACAUGUGGCCAAAAAAGGAAAUACAAGGUUACAUCUGAGACAUGGAAAGAGUUUCAUCAACCCAGUUUGGUUUUAAGACACUUGUUUCGUAAGAAUUCCACCUGCAAGUGGUGCCGUUUUUAAAUGGAUGCCAAAGGGUUUCUUCCAAAACAGAAAUGUGUAAAUGAAUCACUUAGCUGUGAUGUUGCUCUUAGAGAACUUAAAUCUUGAAUGUCCACAGCUGGAUUAAUGAUAAUCUAAAGGUUGAACUUUUCUCAUUUGAGACGUUUUGAUAAUAGACUUUUAGCAUUUAAAUAGCUGGAGUUCCAGUGUCCACCUGGUGCUGUCUGCAGUCACAGUUACUUAAUGUAUUAUUAUUGUUUCUCUUUGUAUUUUCUGUCAUGUGGCUGCCCGAGGCCAGUGUUUAACUGUUGUUAUUAAUAAUCUAUCUUUAACCAUUUUUUAUUCUCCCUCCUAUUUUAUUAUUUAUGAAGUUAGUCUGUGUUUUUGCACAGCAUCUUUGGCUCUUGCAUCGAAUGUGUGUGAAUGUGUGUGUUUGAAAUGACGUGUCUGCUGAGUUACUGUUUAACUUCGGACCAAACCGACAUCUGUGUGUGUUUUAUUUGCUGGUUUUGUUGCCGAACCGACGCUAGUUUAUUGACUCAAGAGUCUGUGCCGGCGCCAGUGACCUCCAGAGACCUCGCUGAGUUACGAAGACGGACCAGUUUGCACAAAAUUUUUACCCAAAUUUAGUUUGGAAAUGGUGUAAAUUAGUGAAAACUAACAACACAAAAUCAUAUUUAACUCUUUUAAAAAACGACCAAUGAGGUGUGAGGUUUCUGGAAACUGUUUUUUUUUUUUUUUUUUUUUUAAGGGAAAUAUUAAUUACGUUUUU
Molecule: messenger RNA, 7791 nt
Organism: Amphiprion ocellaris (clown anemonefish)
Lineage: Eukaryota; Metazoa; Chordata; Actinopteri; Pomacentridae
Product: mucin-2-like
Exons: 7
Coding region: 535-5637 (1700 amino acids)
Source: RefSeq, a predicted model, not a curated record